ACGAGAGAAAAGUUAGACAACUGGAUUGACUCUGAAAGGCGGAGAAAUGCAAAAUACGGCUUAACAUGGUUUUGCAGUGCUUGAAUUCCCCGUAGUGUCUUCUACGCGCCGCCGAACUUCGGGGUAUGAAGAAGGAGGAGUUCGAGAAGACGAUCGAGGAACUUAAAAACGAAAUGACCACACUUCGUGUUGCCAAGAUGGCCGGUGCACCACCGUCAAAGGUGUCGAAGAUCGGCGUCAUUCGCAGGAACCUUGCACGCAUUUAUACUAUCAUGAACGAGAUGAAACGCGAGAAUCUGAUAAAGUUCUACCGUAACAAGAAGCGUGUUCCGCUUGACCUUCGCCUCAAGCGGACACGUGCGCAACGUCGGGCUCUCACACCAUACGAGAAGUCACGCAAGACGCGCAAGCAACAUCGCCACGAAUGCUCCUUCCCGCAAAGGAAGUUUGCCCUUAAAGCCUAGAUAAAGCCUAGGCAGAAGGAGGUGUUGUUGAUCUGAAAUUGGCAUGUCUAUCAUCAGGUGUACGUUCAAUAGUGGACAGAAUAAAAGCCGCCGCGAGUAAAAAUGUGUUU
Molecule: messenger RNA, 574 nt
Organism: Varroa destructor (honeybee mite)
Lineage: Eukaryota; Metazoa; Arthropoda; Arachnida; Mesostigmata; Varroidae
Gene: RpL35
Product: Ribosomal protein L35
Biological process (GO): maturation of LSU-rRNA from tricistronic rRNA transcript (SSU-rRNA, 5.8S rRNA, LSU-rRNA); translation
Cellular component (GO): cytosolic large ribosomal subunit; ribosome
Molecular function (GO): structural constituent of ribosome; mRNA binding
Source: RefSeq, a predicted model, not a curated record